Messenger RNA from Cheilinus undulatus (humphead wrasse), 6942 nucleotides. Its product is annotated as rab11 family-interacting protein 2. The transcript has 6 exons. Bases 373 to 1773 code for a protein of 466 amino acids. NCBI's taxonomy places the organism in Eukaryota, Metazoa, Chordata, Actinopteri, Labriformes, Labridae. Gene Ontology annotation, biological process: regulated exocytosis. The record is from RefSeq and is a predicted model, not a curated record. Gene Ontology annotation, molecular function: small GTPase binding. Gene Ontology annotation, cellular component: endosome; phagocytic cup.
GACAGCAGGGAAUAGCUAUGGAUAGCAACAAUAGCAGCUACUAGAACUAGCUGGCAUCUGCCAUUCAAACAAUCCCGGUAGUGAGUCUGGGAGCCUGUGUGUGAUGUGCUGAAGAGCUGAAUGUCCUCUCCUGCUGGUGAAGAUGACACGGAGAUGACUCACCAGUGGCUUGGACAUCAGUGAUCUAAUGGAAGAUGAGGCCAGCUGAGCUUGUCAGACUUGCCAUUGCUUAUCAUUGUCACCAUAGGAGCAUUAACCAUACUAGCAUUGAGAACAAAUUGCAGUUUGAUUUGCACAUAACACCUUAAAAGCAGACUACAUAAUUUAUUAUCUAGUUUGUUUUGAAUGGCUGCCAGAUAACUAUUGCUGACAAUGUCGCUGGGUGAGCAGUCACAAAAGUGGUUUCCAACCCAUGUCCAAGCCACUGUACUUCAAGCAACAGGUUUACAGCCCAAGGGCAAAAAUGGCACCAAUGACGCCUACACUAUCAUCCAGCUGGGCAAAGAAAAGUACUCGACUUCAGUGGCAGAGAAGACGCUUACUCCUGUCUGGAGAGAAGAAGCCUCCUUUGAAUUACCUGGAUUACUUUUGGAGGGCAACCCAGAAGUGUAUGAGCUCUGCCUGAUCGUAAUGCACCGGUCCUUGGUUGGGAUGGACAAGUUCCUGGGUCAGACGUCCAUCAACCUGAAUGAAAUCUUCGAUAACAAGGAGAGAAAGAAAACAGAUUGGUAUUCCUUGGAGUCCAAACCUGGGAAGAAAAGGAAAGAGCGAGGCCGAAUCCAGGUCAGCAUCCAGUUCAUGAGGAACAACAUGACAGCCAGUAUGUUUGACCUCUCCAUGAAGGAGAAGCCCCGCUCCCCUUUCUCCAAACUAAAGGAAAAAAUGAAGGGUCGCAAACACGACAGUGGCUUUAGCGACACAUCUUCAGCCAUACUGCCUCGCUCUGCCGUGUGUGACUCUGAGCCUAACCGGCAGUCGUUUGAACCACAGCCUCAGCCUGAAGCCAAGGUCAAAAGGCCCCUGCUGGCUGGGACCCAUAAACUCUCUGCAGCCCAUUCCAUGUCGGAUCUCAUUGGGACCCACUUUCGGCCAAAACUGGACUCCAUGAACUCCAUUGAAGAGACUGUUAUCUCGAGUGGUCCUCACAGACGUUCCCAGAGCGAGGUGCCAGGCUACGAGGAUAGCGAGGGACACAGUGACCCUUUCACUGAUAUCAGUGACACCCUGCCACAGAAGUAUGCCACGCUCCCACGUAACCGCAAUCCAUUUGAGGGAGAGCAUGGGCAGCUGUGGGACCGGGCAGAGCGGAAGGAGAAAAAGGAGAAGGUCAGCCUACUGGAACGCGUGACCGGAAAGAAGGAAGGUCGCAGGGCGAACGGGGGGCGUUCGGGCAGCUCUGGAGAUCUGCGUUCCUCCAACCCCUUCAGUGCAGACUCACAAGGAGAAACCAACCCGUUCAGUUCAAACUUUAAACCCAGUAAUAAAAAGUCAAGAAAUGAAAACGUGACGUUUGGCCAGAAGAAGGACGUCAAUGGAAAGAAAAAUGAGGUGACCCAGGAAAGUGUAGCUGCCUAUAGUAACCUGACCUUUGAGGAAGUUGUCCAGGAACUCAUCAAGCAGAGGGAGGUGGUUAAAAAGAAAGACGCUCACAUCAGGGAGCUGGAAGACUACAUCGAUAACUUACUCGUGCGUGUCAUGGAGGAGACACCAAGUAUUCUACGAACACCCUAUGAGCCAAAAAAGAAGGCUGGUAAACUGGCACACAAAAAGUAAAAAGAAAGGAUGCAGAGUGAAGCUGUGGUGGAGGUUCAUGUGUCUUUGUCAUGUGUUUAAAAAGCUGGAAAAAUCUCCAAUCAAUCAAGCCAAAUUUUGUUAAUUUUUUCCUUUAGGAUGAUUUACAUUUAAUAUAUUUGAAUUUUAGGUACUUUUUCAUGGUUUUAAUUAUUUUAGUUGAUGUGAUUUUUGGGCUCUUUGCUUUGCAGGAAAUUCACUACAGUAUUUCUUUUUAAUAAUUAUUCUAGGAAAAACAUUGGGUGUCAUUUUAGGUACUAAGACAGGAUUAGAGAAGUCACUUCUCAUUUUGAGCAUAUUUGUGCCAACUUUAGGCUUAGCUAAAUUGUUUAACCUGUGACAGAAAAACGGCUUCUGCCAUCUGUUCAGAAGUUCUUCAGGUUCAAAUAAAACCAAAUUUACACACUUUAGUUGUGUUAGUUGAUAAAUAGUCAAGCAGUUAAUUAGAUGAAGCUGUUUUAAUGAUUCGAUACUUAACUUGUGACUAAAAAUAAAUGUCAAAGAAGCUACAGAUGUGAAUAAACUCCACAUUUGUAAAUAUUAAGGCCUUUGCACAUCAGACAUGUUUUUAUAUGCCAUUAAAAAGCAUGUUUUUGUUUUAACCUGUAUUCAGUCAUGCAAGCUUUCAGACCAGCAACGUAAAUCUAUGGAGCAAAAUUGUGACUUUUAUUUUUGGACCAUAGUUUACUGUUUUCCCCCAAAGUUUCAUUUCUGGCCAGAUCAAAUCAGUAAAUUUGAAAAUUCAUGGAUAAUAAUUAUUAUAAUAAUUAUUAUAUUUUAGCAUUAAAAAUAUAAUUUGGGUUAAAGAGUUUCUACAUAUUGGUGUAUUAACCAUUGCAGAAACAUAAAAAAUGAUUUUGGUAAUUACCAAUGCUGUUAAUUUAGGGCAGCUGUGGCGUAAACCUUACUUUGGGUGGUGGUCUAAUAAAUUUGUUAAGCACUGUAUUUCUACAUAAAUGCACAAACUAUAAAAUUUGAAAUCAUUUUAAAAUACUUGGAAUCUUGUGACCCCACUCUGUGUCUCAUGACCCCCCACGGUCCCGACCCACACUUUUGGAACCCCUACUAUAACCAGUAUGAGCCCUUAUUCUCUGCUGACCGACUCACUCCGGCUUUCACACUGAGGCUGAGUUUGCCGCUUGCUUCAUCUUCAUGCUGUCAGAGCCCUGUCAUUUUUCAGAAGCUUGACCUCAGUAAACUUAAUUCAGGGUUUAGAGGAAGCGUCAGGAAGUAUUCAGAAUAAAAGCAUUCUGGACAAAUGGAGGGAGUUUCUCCAAAGAAUGCUAAAUCGGGCUGGCUUUUACUUUGAAAAGCACAAACCAGAAGUGCACUCACAGUGUGUUUAUAUUUCCUGUGACAUAUUGUAUCGGUGUGGAAACAGAAAGCUUCACUAAUAGUAGAAGUUUAGAGAACAGCGUCAUCAAACAGGUGAAUUUAAGCUUCUAGUCUUCAUCUGGGUCAUUAAGAAACACACUGUGAACAUGUUCUACCAGUGUAUACGUGCAGAUGUGCUACAGGGCUAAUAUGGUUCUCCAUUUAUCAUUUUCCUCUCUGUUUUGGUCCAUAAUCACACACAUUCUCUAAAUUCUCCUUGCCUGAGCCAUGCAUAUCAGGUGUGUGGUCUGAUAGCCAUGACUUGUUUACAUGCAAACCAAAACGCAUGUCACGCUUCCAGUCUGAAACAAGCUGAAGGUUAAUUUACUUCCUGUUUGAAUGCAAACCUGCUUUUACAGGUAGACUGUAGAUUAUAACAUGAACUUAACCGCGGAAAAAGGAACUUUUCAUGGAUUGAAAAGAAAUGUGAACAGUAAAAAGGUAACAGUUUGCAGGUCAGAUGACUUUUGGUAUGUCCUUUGAGCUGUCUGAGUUUUUAAAGUGUAAACUGGACUAUAAAGAAUGUGAUUAAUUGCAACUUAAAAAAGAUGCACUAACUUUGGAUCUGAGUUAACCAUGAUUAGUGUGAUUAAUGUUGGCCGCCCUAUUAUUAUUAUUUAGUUCUUGAAAUGAAUUCAAAGUCCCUUCUCCCUUUGUCCCUUUGCUUAUUUAAAAUGAGAUGACAUGUAAAAAAAUCAUCCCUUCAAUAUAGCAACUGAUAUCAAAUUUGCAAUAUAAGUCAAAAAAAUCCCAAUUAGCUGUUUGUUUUAAAUUGUUUUGCCCAAGUAUACUCUAUAUAAUAUUGUGAAGGUUAGAAUAUAGAAAUGUAUUGCUUGCAUUUAUUGAAAAAUAUAUAAGAUGAGGAGUCUAAAAAUAAUUGGAUAUCAAAUCGCAAUAUUGGGUAAAAAAUUGCAAUUAGAUUAUUUUCACAAAUCUUUCAGCCCUACAUAGAAAUAAAAAAAUCACUGAUUGGGCCGCACAGACCAGGCAGAGAAAGCCAGGGCUGUUUCUUGCUAUAAGCGGACUGUGCAAAUGCAUAGGGCCCCACAAGCCAAUAGGAGGCCCCAAAGCUGAACGUUCAGCCUCAUCUGAGGAGAAUUAAGAUUUCCCACUUUAUCCCUGUAAAAGCCUAAAAAUACAGGAAGGAUAUCAGAAUAAAAUAAGCCUCAAUGAAAAGCUGUUGCCAGUGUUUUUGAGGCAAAAUUAAGUCAAAAUUGUUGAACUCCACUGCCACAUAGAGAGUGAGGUUCGCCACCAGGUAGGAUGGGAAUGACUGGGUCAUUCAUUUCUGGCCGAUCCAUUUCCUGUUUGAAAAAAAAAAAAAAAAAGAGCUGUUUUCUCUUUUUUUCAUUUUAGUCACAUCAAUAGUUUGUCAUAUGCCCUCAGCUAGCCUCGGAAGAAUGCUGAAUGUGAGUGACAUCAGUUAUGUUCUUGCUUUUAAAGUAAACAUUUUUAAAACACUUGAUAUUUGUUUUUACAGGAUUUUUGUUUUCAUCGUUAUUUUGCUUGAGUGGCUCAACUUCAGAUGUUUAAUUUUGAUAUGAAAGGUUAUCUUGCAUGACAAGCAUGCAUGCAUCAUUAGCAUGUUCAUAGGUCAUCUACUGGAUUAGGAAUCUCUCCAACGUACUUUUGCAAACUAGGGGCCCCCAAACAGCAUUUUGCAUAGGACCCCCACAAAGCUAGAAACAGCCACGAGAUAAAGUGACAGAACUUAUUUGUGUCGACUGUUUUAUUGAAUUUCAUUUUCUAGAGAACAGUGCACACAAAAAUUUUUUUGGAAAAUUGCGUUGUUCCUGAUGAGAAUGCCAAAAUUCCAGCCAGUUUGAUCACAAUUUUGUGCCCUUUAUUCAUGCCGCUCUUGGUGUGCAAAGGCCUUCAGCUUCAGUGAUCUUUAUUAGAACUCUUAAUCAGAAUUGAAGAGAGGUUCUAAAAGCAAGCAUUCCUUCAAUAAGUAUCUGAUGUUACAUUAUUUAUUUAUUUGUUUUCUAUUUUUAAGUUUCCAAGGCUUUUGCUGUCACUAACCUGAGGUUGAAAUUUUGUUACUGACUCUGAAGUGCAAUCAUAAUUGGUUCUUGUUUACAUUCUCUAACAUCUGUUAAUGUUGGUUUGAUUUAAAACGCUUUGAGUUUUUGUUACAUUCUUUAUCAUCAGCUUUUACAGUCUGAGGGUUGAACUGAACAGUCUCUAUUUGUCUAGCUUAUCAACACAUGGACAUGAGUUUUAUGUAUGAGUGGUUCUUUAUGGAGAAAACUACUGAAUUCCAUUAAUCCCAAACCUGUUCGCCUGUAUUCUGUCACAGAAAAAGCAUCUGUUAAGGCCUUACUGAAAUCUCAUUUCAUCACAAUCGCUGUUUACCACUGAAGGCUCAUCAAAAUGAAAUAUGUACUGUGCCUCGGUGUAUUUAAGCUAUUUUUAUUCUUUUUGUAUUGUAAUUCCAUCAUUCAUAUGAAGUGUAAUUGUUUUGGGUACUAAGGAGAAUAGUUUGCUUCUUAUAAAAGGUAAACAGCUACUAGGUAUGAUUGAGGUCACACACAGUUGUCAUGUCUGUCAUCUCACAUGUCCCUGUAUCUGUGACGCUAAUACCACAACAACAGAUGUUGUUUCCACAGGGCUUCUUAAUUUCACCUAUUUAUUUGUCUACUGAACAAGCGCUGGGCUGCUACAGUCAUAGCAGAUGGAUGCACUGCUGGUACUAAGAUGAAUAGAUGUUCUGUCUCCUACCUGUGAGCAGAAUCACCUGUUUCUGUUUAGGUUUACAUCCAUGUUUAUUAAGCAGCUUCAGUAUUACACGUUUGUAUUCAUGGUACAGCCCUUAAUUGCACACACUUUUAAUGGUCUUUAUCAUACGACAAUCAAUUUUGUCUUUUCUGUUUUUAUAUCUUGUCACUUUUUAAAGUCAAACUUUCAGACGUUUGAUUGUUACAUUGUAAAAUACUCAAACACAGCUGAGACAUAGUGCUACUGUAUUUAUGGAAUGUCAAGAACACUUCAUAUUUUAAUUUUUGUUAUGAUCCCACUGACUAACUGGUUUAGCAACGUUCUUGUUAUUUCUGCUGCUGUGAAAGUUGUUCUUUAGUUCUGAGGAAUGUGAUCUCUCUUGGACAUGAAGCCAAAAUCUCCUGAUACUGAAUGUACUCUGGUUGGCUUUGAAAUGUACAUUUCUGAAGCCUGUAAUGGCGUACAGUGCACUAACAAGGCCAUGGAACCUUGAUUGCCUUCAAAGUAUUUGAUGUUUCCAAAGAGAUCAGUAUGUCUGGGUGUCUUCUUUGCUCGUCCUUUCUAUUAGUCUUAAACACUUGGACAUUUUUGCCAUGGAUGUGUGCUGACAUCACACAGAUGGUGGGAUUUUCUCAUUGGAAGAAUGGUUUCUGACCUGCAUACAAGUGUAAAUCCAAAAAUGGCCAAAAAUCUCGGAGUAUUAUGAUACUUAUUUAAGGCUGGUGUUGAUGAGAUUUCCAUUUCAGAAAAUCUUCCACAGCUGCCUUCCUACGUAUGCUGAGGUGUAAACUGUCUCCUCGUGUUACAGGCUUGUCAAUAGCUUUAAUUAGUCUGUUUUGUUACUUAGCAGGAUGUUCAUGGACCUUAGGCUCUGAAUACUUCCACUGUACAUACUGUAAAGUCACUUUGUUAUAUUACUUCACCUUUUGACUUUUUGCACAUUUUCUGUGCUGUCAAAUGUUUGAAAUGUGCUUCCUGGGGAUUUCUGUCUGAGGUUCAGGCAAAGUAAGAGCUAAGGCGAAAUAAAUUUCAGAAUUGGUAAUAAAGUUUAAUUAUCAA